Gigantopelta aegis is the source of this 492-nucleotide messenger RNA. RefSeq names its product trans-1,2-dihydrobenzene-1,2-diol dehydrogenase-like. Lineage: Eukaryota; Metazoa; Mollusca; Gastropoda; Neomphalida; Peltospiridae. The record is from RefSeq and is a predicted model, not a curated record.
AUGUCAGCUGGAAAACCUGUUUUAUGUAAGAAACCAUUGACAAUGAAUGGGAAAGACACAAAGGAAUUAAUUAAAUUUGCCAGAGAGAAGAAGUAUUUUCUAAUGGAAGCAAUAUGGACGCGAUGCUUGCCAUCAGUUGUUGAGCUAAGACGUCUUUUUAAUGACAAUGUGAUUGGUGAUGUACACUAUAUAAAUAUUACUUUUGGCUAUAGGUUUCAACCUCUGGGUACUAACCCUCCAAUGGAAAACGGGUCCGUUCUAGAUGUAGGUAUUUAUGCAAUCAAUUUGGUAACAAUGAUCUAUGGUGAAAAACCAGAGAAGAUAUAUGCUCAAGGUUUGCUUACGAGUGAGGAUCUUGGUUAUGAGGCUGAGGAGGUAUGAAAAUGUCUUCAAGACACAAGUAAAGAGAGUGCUAUUAUGCCACUGAAUGAAACGCAAAUAGUAGCAGAUAUCAUGGAUGAUGUCAUGAAACAAAUCGGCUGUGGUUCAUAG